Neoarius graeffei (lesser salmon catfish) is the source of this 3758-nucleotide messenger RNA. It is a transcript of the gene naa60, whose product is annotated as N-acetyltransferase 15 (GCN5-related, putative). The record is from RefSeq and is a predicted model, not a curated record. NCBI's taxonomy places the organism in Eukaryota, Metazoa, Chordata, Actinopteri, Siluriformes, Ariidae. The transcript is spliced from 7 exons. Bases 247 to 975 code for a protein of 242 amino acids. Gene Ontology annotation, molecular function: protein-N-terminal amino-acid acetyltransferase activity; histone acetyltransferase activity. Gene Ontology annotation, biological process: N-terminal peptidyl-methionine acetylation. Gene Ontology annotation, cellular component: Golgi membrane.
UGAAAGACUUAGAACACGAUGAUAACGCGAGAUCACGACUGUAAUGCUUAUGUGCAUGCUCAGUGCACGAUUGUUCUUACAGCACGAUGACAUCAUGGUUAUCACCUCUAGAUGAAGCAGUAGCCACACAAACCACAUCUUCCCUCAGGACCAAAGUCUCUUUGUGUUCACUUAUGGAUAUGUAAAUAUUCGGAGUGUAACUAUCUGAUGAGCUGGACCGAUUCAACAAUCAUCCAACUGGUGUGAAUGACUGACGUGGUGCCGCCCACUGCGCUCAGCGAAGUCAAACUCCGCCUCCUGUGCCAAGAUGACAUAGACAGUGUUAAAGUGCUGUGUGGUGAUUGGUUCCCCAUCGAGUAUCCCGACUCGUGGUAUCAUGACAUCACGUCGAACAAGAAGUUCUUUUCCCUGGCCGCGACUUUCAAAGGUGGCAUCGUGGGGAUGAUCGUGGCUGAAAUAAAGGGCAGAACAAAAGUGCACAAAGAGGAUGGAGACAUUCUGGCCUCCAGCUUUCCUGUUGACACUCAGGUCGCGUACAUUCUGAGUUUAGGAGUGGUGAAGGAAUUUCGCAAACAUGGAAUAGGUUCCCUGUUGCUGGACAGUCUGAAGGAGCACAUCUCCACGACGGCGCAGGACCACUGCAAGGCCAUUUACCUGCACGUGCUCACCACCAACCUCACAGCCAUCCACUUCUACGAGAACAGAGACUUUAAACAGCAUCACUAUUUGCCCUAUUAUUACUCCAUCCGAGGGGUGCUGAAGGACGGCUUCACCUACGUCCUGUACAUCAACGGCGGACAUCCGCCUUGGACCAUCUUUGAUUAUCUUCAUCAUAUCGGAUCAGCGCUGGCCAGCUUGAGCCCGUGUUCCAUUCCACAGAGGAUUUACCGGCAAGCACAGAGUCUCCUGCGCAGCUUCCUACCAUGGUCCAGCAUCUCGUCCAAGAGCGGCAUCGAGUACAGCAGAACCAUGUGAAGGACGACAGAACACUUUCCGUCUUACCAGCCCGACACCUGAACCUCGGCGCUGCCGAUUUUUACGCAGAACCCAUCUCGGCCCUUUCCAGUGUCCAGGCCGUGUGUAAUAUCUGUACAUAAUAUACACUCAUGAUUAAUAUAUGCAUCAUCUUUAUCCCGCUCUCCUCUGAAAGCGAUCCCUCUGCUGAACUUCAUGCCUGUAAUUACGCUGCUGUGUAUAAAACAUCCGAUAGUUUGCUCGUGUUUUUUAAUAAUUUUUACGUCUGCCUGUUCCGGAGAAGGAAAGUCAAAGGGCGCUCGUCCUGCACACGUCGAGCCGCGUUUCACACAAAGUACUCGUCCGUUUGUUUUUUUUUUAAAUGUUUGUUUUUGUGAAGUUUUAAGUGAUACUUUUAAUGCACAUCGACGGUGCUGUCGAUCAUCGCUCGAGAAGUCAUUUCUGACUUUUAAUUUAAUCUGACAUGAUCACACCCAUCAACACAGUGUUGUUUUUAGAUCCGCAUGAUGAAAACACGAAUGUAACAGAUGGUCGAGGGUGUAAGCAGGUGAAAAUCAGGGAUUUCCAACACACAGAACUGUUGUUGUCAUAAAUCGCACGUUUUACGGAGCUUCACAUGAUGAUCGCAGAGAGCUCAGUGGAUUUCCAACCAGGAUCAGGAUUCACAGAGCAAGAGUUCCCCGAAGGAAAGAGGCGAGGCACGUUCCUGUUUUACAUUCAUGAUAAAUAUUAUCUUUCACAAAGGAAGAUAAUCAAAAUAAUUCAUCGUGUUAAAUUAAAGGUGCUUUUUAUCACGUUUUCAAGACCCCGAGCUCGUUCUGAACAUUUUGUUCGAAACCUGAAAGCUGUUUUCUUUCUUUCUCUCUCACUCAGAUAAAUUAACUAAAGUGAACCGUGUGUGAAUGCGAUCAGGCGUCAAAUCACAUGAUUGGUACAUUUAACAUCCUGUUUCAGGUUCCGCGACAGCAGGAAAGUGUGUUGUGGUCUGCACAGGAGACAGGAAGCGCUCCAUAUAUGGACAGAGAGAAAGUAUUCACGUGGAAACAAUGCUGAAAAAGGCUGAUAUUUUAAAAAAAAAAAUAUUUUUUUUCAAGUACAUACGAACAACUUUGACUGAGAGCUUUGAGUAAAAGCCGGUAAUUAAUUCAGUCAAAUCAAACACAGACAGAACAUCGCAAGAAAAAAAUGUUUCCAAAAUGUGUGAAAAUAGUGGGUGGUGAUGACCAUGACGUCCUCCUGAUCUCCCAAAAAACCCGCCAAAAACUAAUCCCAGGCCCAGACACGAGGAAUAUGUAGCCAAGUGCAAAAGUUUUCAUCCCCCGAGAAGCAAGGAAAGAAAAUCUCUGUAUUAAUGUUUGUGCAGUCAUAAUAACUUGAGGUGAACCCUGUGAGUUCCAAAUCUUUAAUCAGAGGUUUAAAGCUGGGUAUAAAACCUACAGGAUAAAAGGAUUCGUUUUCAAUUAGAAUUAGGAUCAGAGUUAUUAUGGGAUGUUCAUAUCACAUCCAGAAAGAAGAACUGAACUGAACUGAUUUAUUUUUCUCCGCUGUUAAGAUAUUAAUCUAAAAGUUUUGAUCAUUUUUGGUUGUAACUGAACACCACAAACAGCUUGUUGGGAUAAAUGACAAAUUUCAGUUUGUUUUUUUUCCCACUCAUCUAUAGUCUGAAUAAACGCUUGAAUGCAGAUCCUGAAAAUGAAAGAGAAAAUGUCACUGAGUUCAUGUGCAAUGAGUGAAGUGUGAAAUUCACACGAAAGCCCUGGUUGAUCCUGAUCUGAACCACUGAUCAGCAGAAGCCUCUCGUGCGUCAGGUUUGUCACCUGAUGAAUUCGAAGCGAACGCUGUUCUGUUUGUCAAAAAAAAAGUAUGAAAUAAUUUAAUUUUCUACGGAAGCCGAGAGAGGCCCUUCAUAUAAUCUUUUUUCAUUCACCUUGUUAUCCCGAGAUAACGACAUAAUUAAUUCAGGAUGUCGAGAAAACAACACAACUAAUUCGAGAUCUCGAGAAAACAAAACAAUUAUUCCGUGAUCUUGAGAAAACAAGACAAUUAUUCCGUGAUCUCGCCUUAUUAGGUGAUCGAUUAUUCCAGACAUUCUAAUGACCAAAGUUGCGUCUAUACAGAAUGAGAAAUAGCCCCAAAGUCAGCAUAUCACAAGUCUCUUGGCGCUCCUGAAUGAACCAUUUCUCAGCUGUUUACUCGAGAUCAGGAAAUAAUUUUGUUUUCUCGAGAUCAUGGAAUAAUUGUUUUGUUUUCUUGAGAUCAUGGAAUAAUUGUUUUGUUUUCUCAAGAUCUCGAAAUAACGGUUUUGUUUUCUCGAGAUCUCGAAUUAGUUGUGUUGUUUUCUCGAGAUCCUGAAUUAAUUAUGUCAUUAUCUCGGGAUAACAAGGUGAAUAAAAAAAAGGAUUAUAUGAAGGGUCUCUCUCGGCUUCAGUAAUUUUCGGAACCCUGUGUGAUUUAUUUUUUAUUUUUUGUAAUGUUAAGAUCUAUUUGUUCAGUGCAUGAAGCCCUGUGCACGAGCUCUCUCAGCUGUUGGAGAUUUAUAAUAACACAAUUAUAAAGUGAUCAGUUUUAUUAUUUAUUUGAAGUCUUGGUGAAACAUCUUGAUCGUUUGUCUGUUUUCUGCAUUUCUUUCAUAUCAAGCCUGACUGAUCUCACUUUUAAAAACCUGUUUGUCUUAAUUUUUGAUCCAAUCAUCCAUCCAUGCAGUCAUACAGAACAUUUCAAGAGGACGGAAGAGGUGUGUGUGUGAGAGAGAGAGAACACAAGGAAAUAAAAGAUGAAAGCAA